Molecule: messenger RNA, 1366 nt
Organism: Cataglyphis hispanica
Lineage: Eukaryota; Metazoa; Arthropoda; Insecta; Hymenoptera; Formicidae
Gene: Mettl4
Product: N(6)-adenine-specific methyltransferase METTL4
Exons: 6
Coding region: 113-1258 (381 amino acids)
Cellular component (GO): RNA N6-methyladenosine methyltransferase complex; nucleus
Molecular function (GO): nucleic acid binding; methyltransferase activity
Source: RefSeq, a predicted model, not a curated record
AUAAUAUUGAAGAAUCGAAUUGCCAUGCACUUACGCUUUGUGUAUAGAUUUUUCAAAUGAACCUUUCGUAUAGAUUCACAUAUUAUUAUAAUGAAAUAUAUUGUGAUUAAGUAUGAGUAUCCUUCUUACCAGCGAAGAAGGCUGGAUUAUAUCACACUUGCAAUAUCUCAACGAGAUAUAUAAGAGAGUCUUAAACGAUAGUGGAUUUUGCGCUUUGAUCUUUAAUAAAAUGAUAUUCGAGAUUAAUUCUCAGUAUUUGAGGCCAAAUCAAAUUGCGCAAACUGUUCAGGAUGAUGCUGUAUCGCAUAGUAAGAAAAAGAGGAAGCGUUCACAAUUAUUGCCAGAAAGAGACUUGGAAGAAGUCGAUAAUGUUAGACAAAAAUUCAAUGCAAUGAUAUCUACCGCAAAAAUCAGAGGACUCUUUAACAAGAAUGUGUCUUUGGAUAACAACAAAGCUGCACGCUUAGCAUCACAAAAAUUUUAUCAUGAUACCUAUUGUCUCAAAGAUGAGAAUCUUUAUGGAUCCAAUGAUACGAAUAAUGCUGUCAUAUCUGAGAUUCACAAUAAGAAAUAUGUAUUUCCAAAGAAAUGUACAUUUUAUUGCUAUGACGUAAAAGAUAUGGAAAAAAAGAUGGAACUGAACAAUCAGUAUGACUUUAUAUUAUUGGAUCCACCUUGGUGGAACAAGUCAAUCAGAAGAAAAAAAAUAAAAUGCGCUGAAGCUAGUUACAAAAUGAUGUACAAUGAAGAAUUAAUUAAGAUACCAAUAAGAAAAUUAUUACAUUCAAAUGGUAUUGUGGCUAUCUGGUGCACUAAUUCAUCUAAUCAUUUAAAUAGUAUCUUUAAUGAAAUAUUUCCGUCCUGGGGUAUUACUCAUAGAGCUAAAUGGUAUUGGAUCAAAGUAACACAAGCAGGCAAUACAAUAUGUAAUUUUAAUUCAGCGCCUGGAAAACAACCUUUUGAAUUACUGAUAUUAGGAUCUGCUUUAGAGGAAGACAAAAUGAAUAUCCCUGAUAGUAAGCUAAUGAUCAGUAUACCUAGUGCAGUGCAUUCUCAUAAACCACCUCUAACAGAAAUCAUAAAGGAAUAUCUUCCAAAUGAGCCAAAAUGUUUAGAAAUUUUUGCAAGAUAUCUAUUGCCUGGAUGGACGAGUUGGGGUCUGGAAAUUCUAAAGUUUCAACAUUUAUCACUUUAUGAAAUUCUGGAUGAAAGUAAAAAAGCUGAAAGUAAUGCUGACAAUGAAAAAAGCGAGAACUAGAGUAAAAAUUAAUUGUAAAGUAUAAGGAAAAACUAUUAUAAAUAUUAUAAAUAUGUAAAUUAUAAGAUAAAACUUGUAUGGAUCCUUUAUUAUAAAUUAUUUGCACAA